Molecule: messenger RNA, 1751 nt
Organism: Melopsittacus undulatus (budgerigar)
Lineage: Eukaryota; Metazoa; Chordata; Aves; Psittaciformes; Psittaculidae
Product: stAR-related lipid transfer protein 7, mitochondrial
Exons: 8
Coding region: 42-1241 (399 amino acids)
Molecular function (GO): lipid binding
Source: RefSeq, a predicted model, not a curated record
GCAGCGCGCCGCAGGGGCGGCCCCGCUGAGGCAGCGGCGGCAUGUGGGCUCCGCGCCGGCCGCUCGCCGGCCUCGUGUCCCGGUGCGCCCGGUCCGGCCCCGCCCCCUCCCGGACCCCCCUCCGGGACCCACCGGAGCGGACCCGGAGCACCGGACAGGGGUCCUGGGCCGGGUCCUGGUGGUGGCUGCUCCGCGGCCGGUACCGAGGCCGCACCGGGGAGGCGGAGCCGGCCGGGAGCACCGGAGGCGGCGGACGGGGGUCCUGGGCCUGGUUCCUGCUCCGCGGCCGGUACCGGGGCCGCACCGGGGAGGCGGAGCGGGCCCGGAGCACCGGAGGCGGCGGACGGGGGUCCUGGGCCUGGUCCUGGUGGUGGCUGCUCCGCGGCCGCGUGGCCUUCGCCGCCACCGGGCGGCUCAUGGCGACCCUGGCCGGGGUGUUCGUGUGGGACGGGCAGCGCAUCGAGGAGGAGGAGCUGCAGCGCUCUGCGCAGGAGAUGAAGCACAUGGAGAACAUUUCCAGCCUGUUCCAGGGGGAUUCCCAGCGCCUGGAGCCGCGAGUGGAGCAGGGGGAGCAGCCCUGGGAGAUGAUCAUGGAUAAGAAGCACUUUAAGCUCUGGCGACGGCCGAUCGAGGGCACCCACUUGUACCAGUACCGAGUGUUCGGGUCCUACACGGAUGUCACUCCCCGGCAGUUCUUCAAUGUGCAGCUGGACACUGAGUACCGGAAGAAAUGGGACUCCCUGGUCAUCAAACUGGAUGUGAUCGAGAGGGACUCGGCCACAGGCUCCGAAGUGAUCCAUUGGGUCACACACUUCCCGUAUCCCAUGUAUUCCCGGGACUACGUGUACGUGCGACGCUACAGUGUGGACCGGGAGAACAACCUGAUGGUGCUGGUCUCACGGGCUGUGGAGCAUCCCAGUGUCCCGGAAGAUCCCGAGUACGUCCGGGUCAGGACCUAUGAGUCCCAGAUGGUGAUCCGGCCCCACAAAACCUUCGAUGAGAAUGGGUUUGAUUACCUGCUGACCUACAGCGACAACCCCCAGACCGUGUUCCCCCGUUACUGCCUCAGCUGGAUGGUCUCCAGUGGAAUGCCGGAUUUCCUGGAGAAGCUGCACACGGCAGCUCUGAAAGCCAAGAAGCUGGAGCUGGAGGUUCGGGAUUACCUGUCAGCCAAGGGGCUGGAGGGCAGCGAGGCCAAGGCCGAAGGCAGCCGCAGCCCCGCGCAGCUGGAGUAUGCCUGAGGAUCCCAUGGGAUCCAGGGGUGCUGGACUGGGAAUGAUGGGGGGGGAAUAUCCCAUAUCCCCCUUUGUUAACCCCUCCCCCCCCAGCUCCUUGUGCUGUCCCUUUCCAGCCUCUUGGAAUGGUUUUGGGUCUGAAUUUUGUAUGGAUGGAGCUGGAUGGGGUUGGAGGAGGAUGCUCCACAUCACCCAUCAUGGGGGGGUCCCCACCCAAAGCCCAUCCAACCUCCUCACCUUGAACUGGGGAGGCUGAACUGGGUUAACUGGGAUGAGGGAACCGCUCUUGGGGUGGGUUUGAUCCCAGGGCUGAUCCUGCCGGAUUCCAGCCCAAGGGGGGGGGCCUCAUGUCACAGGCCCCUCACUGGGAAUCCCGUUUCACUUCCCACCUUCAGGAACCCCAUUGGAGGAUGUCCCUAUGGCAGCGUUAAUGGGGUGUCCCCCUCCUCCAACCCCCCUUUAACCCCCUUAGGAACUGACCCCCCUAUUCUAUAUAAAUGUGAAUUCCCACCUAAA